AUGGCCGGAGAUUGCCUGAAAGCUCCUCUUCUGGACUCGGAGCAUCUCAGAGACGCAUCUAACGAAGCCGAAGUUAUAGUUAACAUCAACGGCUACGAUCGGUCCACCAUUCAAAGCUUCUCUAAGAGCAACAACCAUGCCGGCCAUGAGGAACAGGCGAAGGUCAUUGAGGAUCAGAAUCCCUUCGAUUUUAUCGGUGCCGGAAGUUUCUCCGUGCCUCCGCUAACGACGAUCGAUCCGUUUCGGAACAACACCCCCAACAUCGAAGCGUUGUACGAAUGGCUGAAGAUUUUGGUGUGCAUUCCGAUUGCGAUUGUUCGGCUUAUCUUGUUUGGGCUGUGCGUUGCGGUGGGAUACAUCGCCACAAAAUGUGCUCUACAGGGUUGGAAGGACAAGCAGAGUCCCAUGCCCAAGUGGAGGUGUAGGAUCAUGUGGAUCACUCGCAUCUGUUCUCGUUCCAUUCUCUUCUCUUUCGGAUAUCACUGGAUUAAGCGAAUAGGAAGACCCGCUCCAAGGGAGACAGCUCCUAUUGUUGUAUCUAAUCAUGUAUCAUACAUUGAUCCCAUUUUCUUUUUCUAUGAAUUAUUUCCAACCAUUGUUUCUUCUGAGUCACAUGAUGCGAUGCCCUUUGUCGGAACAAUCAUCAGAGCAAUGCAGGUUAUUUACGUUAAUAGGUUUUCAGCAUCAUCAAGGUCACAUGCUGUUAGUGAAAUAAAGAGAAAAGCUUCAUGCAAUGACUUUCCUCGCGUUCUAUUGUUUCCUGAGGGUACCACAACUAAUGGGAGGGUCCUUAUUACUUUCCAACUUGGUGCAUUCAUUCCUGGUUAUCCAAUCCAGCCAAUAGUUGUUCGUUAUCCACAUGUGCACUUUGAUCAGUCUUGGGGGAAUAUUUCUUUGGCAAAGAGCAUGUUCAGAAUGUUCACCCAAUUUCACAAUUUCAUGGAGAUUGAAUACCUUCCCAUUGUUUCACCUCUUCAGAACCAAAAAGAAAGUGCUGCCCAUUUUGCUGAAAGGACCAGCUACACUAUGGCAAGUGCACUCAAUGUUGUACAAACAUCUCAUUCUUAUUUGGAUUCAUUGCUUGUAACAGAAGCCUUGAAGUCAAAACAGGAGAAAGCUUCAACUUAUAUGGUGGAAAUAUCUAAGUCAUUUAACAUAAGCACAUCAGAAGCUAUGGAUUUUCUGGAUAAGUUCCUUUCUAUGAAUCCAGACCCUAGUGGGCGUGUCAAAAUCCAUGACUUCUUGAGGGUUCUAAGGCUGAGAGCAAGUCCUCUUUCUCAGAAGAUCUUUGGAUAUCUGGAUGUGGAAAAGCAGGGAUCAGUUACAUUUAGACAGUUCUUUUUUGGAUCAGUGCAUAUCCUAAAACGGCCAUUUUUCUGGCAAGCCUGUGAAUCAGCUUUCACUAAAUUUGAUGGCCAAGGAUCUAUUUAUGUAUCACAACAACAGUUACAAGAUUCCCUUAAGAUGGCACUGCCAGGUCUGAGUGAAGAGGAGGUUGGAGAAUUGUUCAAUAUAUUCGAUACUGAUAGUGAUGGAAGGGUUAGCAAAGAGGAUUUUAUGACUUGCUUAAGAAGAAACCCAUUGCUAAUAGCCCUUUUCUGUCAUGGUUCAGCAUCCGAGGGCUUAUUGCAGAGGGAAGGGAACCUGGAGGUUGUGUGACAGUCAUGGACAAAAAUUUGGUCUUAAAGUAGUCAAUAGUGAUUCUUUAGCC
Messenger RNA from Telopea speciosissima, 1711 nucleotides. Its product is annotated as lysophospholipid acyltransferase LPEAT2-like. The transcript is spliced from 14 exons. The record is from RefSeq and is a predicted model, not a curated record. The coding region runs from base 1 to 1659 and encodes 552 amino acids. NCBI's taxonomy places the organism in Eukaryota, Viridiplantae, Streptophyta, Magnoliopsida, Proteales, Proteaceae. Gene Ontology annotation, molecular function: lysophosphatidylethanolamine acyltransferase activity; calcium ion binding. Gene Ontology annotation, biological process: phospholipid metabolic process.